This is a messenger RNA of Ictidomys tridecemlineatus (thirteen-lined ground squirrel), 5706 nucleotides long. The record is from RefSeq and is a predicted model, not a curated record. NCBI's taxonomy places the organism in Eukaryota, Metazoa, Chordata, Mammalia, Rodentia, Sciuridae.
AGAUCGUGUACAUUUUGGGAACUUAUUUUAGAAAAGAUCUAAGUUUUAAAAAUUCUCAAUGGACAGACAGAGAAAAGAGGGUCUUUGCCAACUCCUUUGGACUGCUGCAGUAAGAAUGUCUUUCCCCCCUCAUUUGAAUCGCCCUCCCAUGGGAAUCCCAGCACUCCCACCCGGUAUCCCACCCCCACAGUUUCCUGGCUUUCCUCCACCUGUGCCUCCAGGGACCCCAAUGAUUCCUGUACCAAUGAGCAUUAUGGCUCCUGCUCCAACUGUCUUAGUACCCACUGUGUCCAUGGUCGGAAAGCAUUUGGGAGCAAGGAAGGAUCAUCCAGGUUUAAAGGCAAAAGAAAAUGAUGAAAAUUGUGGUCCCACUACUACGGUUUUUGUUGGCAACAUAUCCGAGAAAGCCUCAGACAUGCUUAUACGACAGCUCCUAGCUAAAUGUGGUUUGGUUUUGAGCUGGAAGAGAGUACAAGGUGCUUCUGGAAAACUUCAAGCUUUUGGAUUCUGUGAGUAUAAGGAGCCAGAAUCUACUCUCCGUGCACUCAGAUUAUUACAUGAUCUGCAGAUUGGAGAGAAGAAGUUACUUGUUAAAGUUGAUGCAAAGACAAAAGCACAACUGGACGAAUGGAAAGCAAAGAAGAAAGCUUCUAAUGGGAACGCCAGGCCUGAAACUGUCACUAAUGAUGAUGAAGAAGCCUUAGAUGAAGAAACCAAGAGAAGAGAUCAGAUGAUUAAAGGGGCCAUUGAAGUUUUAAUACGUGAAUAUUCCAGUGAGCUAAAUGCCCCAUCACAGGAGUCUGAUUCUCACCCAAGGAAGAAGAAGAAGGAAAAGAAGGAGGACAUUUUCCGCAGAUUUCCAGUGGCCCCACUGAUCCCUUAUCCACUCAUCACCAAGGAGGAUAUAAAUGCCAUAGAAAUGGAAGAAGACAAAAGAGACCUGAUAUCACGAGAGAUCAGCAAAUUCAGAGACACACACAAGAAACUGGAAGAAGAGAAAGGCAAAAAGGAAAAAGAAAGACAGGAAAUUGAGAAAGAACGGAGAGAAAGAGAGAGGGAGCGUGAAAGGGAACGAGAAAGGCGAGAACGGGAACGAGAAAGGGAAAGAGAACGUGAACGAGAAAAAGAGAAAGAACGGGAGCGGGAACGAGAACGGGAUAGGGACCGUGACCGGACAAAGGAGCGAGAUCGUGAUCGGGAUCGAGAGAGAGAUCGGGACCGGGAUCGGGAAAGGAGCUCAGAUCGUAAUAAAGAUCGGAGUCGAUCAAGAGAAAAGAGCAGAGAUCGUGAAAGGGAACGAGAACGGGAAAGAGAGAGAGAGCGAGAACGGGAGAGAGAGCGAGAACGAGAGCGCGAAAGAGAGCGAGAAAGAGAACGGGAACGCGAAAGAGAGAAAGACAAAAAACGAGACCGAGAAGAGGAUGAGGAAGAUGCAUAUGAAAGAAGAAAACUUGAAAGAAAACUCAGAGAGAAAGAAGCUGCUUAUCAAGAGCGUCUUAAGAAUUGGGAAAUCAGAGAACGGAAGAAAACCCGGGAAUAUGAGAAGGAGGCUGAAAGAGAAGAAGAAAGAAGAAGAGAAAUGGCUAAAGAGGCUAAACGACUAAAAGAAUUCUUAGAAGACUAUGAUGAUGAUAGAGAUGAUCCCAAAUAUUACAGGGGGAGUGCUCUGCAGAAAAGGUUGCGUGAUAGAGAAAAGGAAAUGGAAGCAGAUGAACGAGAUCGGAAGAGAGAAAAGGAAGAACUGGAGGAAAUUAGGCAACGCCUUUUAGCAGAAGGGCACCCAGAUCCAGAUGCAGAGCUUCAGAGGAUGGAACAAGAGGCUGAGAGGCGUAGACAACCACAAAUAAAGCAAGAGCCAGAAUCAGAGGAAGAAGAAGAAGAAAAGCAAGAAAAAGAAGAAAAACGAGAAGAACCCAUGGAAGAGGAAGAAGAACCAGAGCAAAAGCCUUGUCUCAAACCAACUCUGAGGCCCAUCAGCUCGGCACCAUCAGUUUCCUCUGCUAGUGGAAAUGCAACGCCCAACACUCCUGGAGACGAGUCACCCUGUGGUAUUAUUAUUCCUCAUGAAAACUCACCAGAUCAACAACAACCUGAGGAACAUAGGCCAAAAAUAGGACUAAGUCUUAAACUGGGUGCUUCCAAUAGUCCUGGUCAGCCUAAUUCUGUGAAGAGAAAGAAACUACCUGUAGAUAGUGUCUUUAACAAAUUUGAGGAUGAAGAUAGUGAUGAUGUUCCCCGCAAAAGGAAACUUGUUCCCUUGGAUUAUGGUGAAGAUGAUAAAAAUGCUGCCAAAGGCACUGUAAACACUGAAGAAAAGCGCAAACAUAUUAAGAGUCUAAUUGAGAAAAUUCCUACAGCCAAACCUGAGCUCUUUGCUUAUCCUUUGGAUUGGUCUAUUGUGGAUUCUAUAUUGAUGGAACGACGAAUUAGACCAUGGAUUAAUAAGAAAAUCAUAGAAUACAUAGGUGAAGAAGAAGCUACAUUAGUUGAUUUUGUUUGUUCUAAGGUUAUGGCUCAUAGUUCACCUCAGAGCAUUUUAGAUGAUGUCGCCAUGGUACUUGAUGAAGAAGCAGAAGUUUUUAUAGUCAAAAUGUGGAGAUUAUUGAUAUAUGAAACAGAAGCCAAGAAAAUUGGUCUUGUGAAGUAAAACUCUUUUUACAUUUAGAGUUCCAUUUCAGAUUUCUUCUUCCUCACCCUUCAAAGGACUUUGAAUUUUUUUUGUCUUCAAAGGCAUUUGUGAGAUCUGUAAUUUUUUUUUAAUGUAGAAAAUGUGAAUUUUUUUUUUUUUUUUGGUCCUCUAAUUUGUUAAUGCCCUGUGUACUCCCUUGGUUGUAAAGUCAUCUGAAUCCUUGGUUCUCUUUAUACUCACCAGGUACAAAUUACUGGUAUGUUUUAUAAGCUGCAGCUACUGUACACAGCCUAUCUGAUAUAAUCUUGUUCUGCUGAUUUGUUCCUUGUAAAUAUUAAAAUGACUCCCCAAUUCUUCUGCAGAAUUCCACUUAAUAUUGAACCGUACUGUAUAGGAACCAAUGUGAAUGAUAUUAAUUGAAAGUGUAUCAGUCAUAUCUAUUACCACCUCCACCCUCCUUUGAUGAGAAAUGGCAAGCCCUCAAGAAGGCGUGAAAUUUAAAAUUAGUAUCAAAAAUUAGCAGACAAUCCAUUCUUACUGUAUCUCCGUAUGAGUGUGUUUGUGUGAAUGUAUGUAUAAAAGUCUUUUCCCUAAUUGCUUUGCUGGGGGUCCCUUAAAUGUUUCCUAACUGAACAAUAGAAUCAAAAAGGAAAGUGAUAUUGUGCCAAUCCAAAUGUCUGAUAUAAUAAGGUUAGAGGUUCCCAGAGCAUGGUAUUCUCCUGUGGUGAAAAGUAGUCUGCUAUUAGGAUUAGGUUUUCCUGUGUAUAGCUGACUGCUUCAGAUUCUUUUGUAAAGGAGUAUGGAUUCCUCCUCAUCCCCAAUUUCAUUGCUCAGAAAUGAUGCAAAUUCUAAAAUUUUGGGAGAGUUUUAUUUAGCCCAUUUUGUCCCAUUGUCUGAUAUGUGGAAUAUAUAUAAAACUUAAUUGAGCAACACUUGUGAUAUACUUGAACAUAUUUUUGCAAAAUUGAAAACUUGGAAUUUAAUGGGUUUAGUACAUUUGUGUAAUAACCGGUCCUUGGUCUUAGUGUACUCCUUUGUUUAAGGGGAAAAGAAAUCUUCAUUCCAAAAGCAUUAGUGGAGAAGAAGGGGGGGGGGAAACCUUAAAAGCAAAGGGACUGAGGAUGUAGCACAGUGGUAGUCAUACUUUUCAUGGUAGAGCUCUAGGUUCAAUCCCUUGCACCAAGAAAUAUAAAGUCAAAACAAAAGACAAAAUUAGAUUAAGUUUAAAAGCUAGAAGAAUUUGCCAAACCAGGAAUAUAGCUUUGCAAUUUAUAAGGAUAAAUGAUUCAAGGCAUUUACCAAUCUCUUAUCCAAGUUUAAAUAUAACUGGUGAUAUGUUUAGAGACAUACUAGGGGCUUUUUUAAUGGUAUAUGAGACUAUUACCUGGGAGCAAAAUAUACCUGAAAAUCUAACAAUUUUUAAACAGUGCUUUCUUAAUUCAAAUUAGGUGCAGCUUUUCCCAUGUCUGUUUAUUUAAAAGAAAAAGAUUGGCCUGUUAGAAAAGCCUAACUGAGCUUAAGUUACUAGAUUUUUUUUUUACAUUAUUUGAGGACAUUUGGAAACACUGUUCUGAAACAUUGAGCCAUGAUAUGGUUCCAUUAUGUAAAUAUUUGAAACAUUAAAAAUGUAUAUAUUUGAUCUUGGGGAUUCAUUCUUUCAGAGUUUUGUAAACAAUGGCAUCAUGUUGUAAUCAUGUAGUACAUGCUAGAAAAUAUGGGAUGAAUUUUUUAAUGGGCUUGGUUUUUAUGACUUGGUGUUAGAUCAAAGAGGCCUUUUACCUUAUUUUGGAUGAAUCUACAAUAUAUGGAAAUAUGUCUUUGUGGUGAUAAAAUAUUUUAAAUUUUGGUUUCUUAAGGGAAAAUUUCAGAAAGAUGCUCCUGUAAUUGUACAAAUUUAUUAACCUUCUCUCAGAUUCAUCCUGGCUAUCAGCCUAAGAUCUAGGCCACAGCAGUUUAUUUUGCUCCUGUAUCUUACCAUAUUGCAUAGUAAUUGCUUCUAAGAUAUUACAUUAGGUGGCUUUUAUUUAAUAUAUAUUCACAUUUUUUAGAUCAGAGCAGGAGUGAGCAUAGUAAGUAGCAGGGAUUCAAAGACUUAAAGUCAUGGUCUAAUGCUAGCUCAAAUCAAGUUUUGUCACUAAGCUUCAUCAAAAAUCUUUUAGGUUUUCAGAGUUUCUUCAGAAUUACAUAUAAAGAAUUGGACAUCUAUAAAGUGGCAUAUUCUAGUGUCUUGCAAAAAUGUUUCUCUGAAAUUCUUUGAAUUUUGUCUUUACCAUGAGCCUAUAAAUUAAUUUCAGUUAGGAAACCUUAUAUUAAUUCACAUUGCACAUUCAAAUUAUUAUAAAACUACACUAAAAAGUCCUAAGAACCAUUGCUGAUUUGGCAUUUAGAAAACUAAAAUGCUGUUUCCUCAUUUGACUCUAAAAAUAAUUUAGGUAUAUAUACAGCUAUUUACAAAGGAAGAAAGGUAAGUAAAAAAAAAUUAAGGUAGUUUUUCUUAAACUUCCGUGUGUGCUUAAAUCACUUUGACCUUGUUCUAGUUCAGAACUUUGUUUAGUAGGGCUGGGUAGUCCUGACAUUUUGCAGCUCCCGUUUGAUGGCAGUGACAACUGAUCUAAGGACUGUAUUUUGAUGAGCACUUUAAGGUAACUACUCAGUAUUAUUUUUAGUCUAACAGACUACACAAAUGCAUCUUAGUUUUUCUUUUAAAGUAGAUUUUAAAGAAAAAACAUUUUGAAAGUAGAUACGAAAAAUUUUCUAUUCAGGAACAUAAUCUUCCAAGGUCAUGACUGAGAACUACCCUAAUAUUCUAGGUUUUCUCCCAGCCAGCCUUUGAUCAUAUUCUCCUUUGAAAGUUUUUGUUUUUUAUCAUUGUCAUUCGUAUAAACUAUAUAAUAGUAUGAAUUCGUAAUUAUUUUUCAGGGUGCUGUUUCAAGUCACCAAUCAGGCAUGAAUACUAGCUCUGGUGGACAUAUUGAAAAAACAUUGGCUUGAGCUGAAUUGAACUGGCACUCUUUUUCCCCUGUAUUCAUAGGAAAUAGAAAAAAUUUUAUGAUACAAAUAAAUGUAAUCAGGUAUUA